Neodiprion fabricii is the source of this 5349-nucleotide messenger RNA. RefSeq names its product cytosol aminopeptidase-like. Gene Ontology annotation, biological process: protein ubiquitination; proteasome-mediated ubiquitin-dependent protein catabolic process. Lineage: Eukaryota; Metazoa; Arthropoda; Insecta; Hymenoptera; Diprionidae. The transcript is spliced from 3 exons. Gene Ontology annotation, molecular function: metalloaminopeptidase activity; protein binding; manganese ion binding. Gene Ontology annotation, cellular component: cytoplasm. The coding region runs from base 866 to 2953 and encodes 695 amino acids. The record is from RefSeq and is a predicted model, not a curated record.
GUUGAAAUUAUUUAGGUUGAAAAUUGUCUUCUUUCUGUCUCAUUUCUCUGUCUUUUUCUCUAUCGUAAACCGUAAUAUCCUUUCUUCUUUUUUUCGUCUACAUUUUGGCCUAAUUGUACAGUAAGUCACACAGUUAUGUCCGUUACUUUUUAUAUCAUUUUAUUCUCGCGUAAUGUCCUUCGAUACGGGUUCUAAUAUUUUUCCGUAAAGGAAUAUCCGAUAUUAAUGUUAUUAACUAGCCAGUAAUCGUUCAGCUGCGUAUUUGCGACAAUUUUAUCUAUAUGUUGUGGAAAUUAUAAACCGAGACUAACCGAUAGUACAUAAUGCAUGUUGCUGAUAAAGUCAUUUAUCAAUACCCUUCUAAAUGUGGAUGAAGUGAUUCACUGGUAUGACUCGCAAAUAUUUAUGCGUCUUUAUAAUGUUAUUCGCACAUUGAGUAGUAAACCCAGUAAACCGACAAGUGCACACAAUGAAGGGAUUAGUGCUUGGGGUAUACGAGACGGAAGGCCAAGAUGGUGUUAGGCUAACACCUACAGCUGUACAAUAUAACGAACUUGUGAAUGGAAAGUUACUGGAAAACAUUUCUCUGAAGGGAUAGGCUGUGUUGGCGUUUACCCAAAAAAAUGAGCUACGUCGAUUUGUUAACGGAUCAAGAAUUAAAACGAAUAGUAAUAUUUUCAUAACCGGCCAACAUUUCACUUCGUCAUAUCAAAUUUUUCACCAAUCAUUCGAUUCGACGUCUUAAAACAACUGUUACAGCCUUCACUCAAGUACCGAAUAAGAAGAUCCUAAACACACUCACUAAAAUUUCACUAUAAACACAGAUAUUAGACUCCACUACAUAAUUUAAGAGCAGAAUACAACAAUGUCUGUUGGUGACAGUGGCGAACUUGAAAGCAGCGGUGUGGGUGUUAGCUCAGGUAACGAGGCUUCGCCAUUAUCCACCACUCGACGUGCGCAAAGUGUUAAACGUUUAUUGCAAUCUGCGAAUGUACUCCAAGGUAUCAGUGGUACCCUUGAAGACAAAAAUAAUGAUUAUCUAUGCCCCAUAUGUAUCGAAGUGAUGAAUGAACCACACAUCACUCGAUGCGGUCACACAUUUUGCUACCCAUGUAUUAUCAAUUCGCUCGAAGUCAAUGGCCGCUGCCCGAAAUGUAGUUUCACACUGACCCAGCAGGAUAUAUUUCCUAAUUUCGUAUUGAACGAUUUGAUCGCAAAGUAUAAAAUGCGAAUGAAAGGCCCUGGUGAUUCGGGAAGCGGUACAGGAAGUACCAGAGUUGGAGGUCUUUCUCAAACAGAAAUCGAUAUGCUCAUUCCAGUAUGUGAUGGACUGAGAGGCUUUGUAGCAGCGGAAAGUGCUAAUUUAACUUUACCAGAUGUAAAUGUAAUGCUGGAGGUCCUUAUGCAGAGGAAAAAUUUACUCGAAGCCGAAUCCUGCGCGACUCAAAAUAAAUUGCUUCACGAAUUUCUGAGACAUUUGCUCAGGCACAAAGAGGACCAAAGAAAUCAGUUGGCGAAGGAAGUCGCUUUGAUCAAGCGUGACAUUGAGGAAGUUGAAAAUAUUUUAAAAGAAGUUCAGAGCAAAUGCCCUCGUGUUGAGGAUUUGAAAAAAUCUAGCGAAACUGAUACUGCACAAGUUUCGGCUAUCAAGCGAGAAAUGAUCGAGCUAAUUGAUAUCAUAGACUCAAACAUGGUUAAGGAUGGAGACCUAAAUCCACCGGAUUCGUGCAAUAACGAUCUUUUUGCUUCAGCCAUGAUACAGAAACAAAACUGUGCCACUUCAAUCUUGGCAAUUCGCCGGAAGAGAAUGCAUGCACAUUUUGACGAAUUUGUUCAAUGCUACGCUGACACUCGUAUCAAAGAUCUACUUUUUGAACAGUCCGAAAAGGUCCAGCACCAAACAGAAACGGAACCAGGAACUAGUUCUGGAUUAGAUGUAUUCAGGGAUAAUUUAGUUAAGUUUUUAAGGUAUAACUCUCUGCGAACAUUAGCUACAUUGAAUUAUUCAUCGGAUGUGUUUAAUAGCUCUACUAUCGUAUCGAGUAUAGAGUUUGACAAAGAUAACGAAUUCUUUGCUAUUGCUGGUGUCACAAAACGCAUCAAAGUGUUUGAUUACGGAGUAGCGGUACGAGAUAGUGUUGACAUUCAUUAUCCGUGCGCUGAAAUGAUAUGUAGUUCAAAGAUAUCGUGCGUCUCGUGGAAUUCCUAUCAUAAAGGAAUGUUGGCUUCUGCUGAUUACGAGGGAACAGUCACUGUAUGGGAUACUAUAACUGGUCAACGUACCAAAAUAUUUCAAGAACAUGAGAAACGUUGCUGGUCCGUCGACUUCAACGAUGUUGACACAAGGCUGAUAGCUUCAGGAUCGGAUGAUGCGAGGGUGAAAUUAUGGUCCCUCAACAGUGACCACUCUGUAGCUUCACUCGAGGCUAAGGCAAAUAUUUGUUCUGUUAAAUUUAAUCCAGAAAGCUCUUGUCAUUUAGCGUUUGGAUCAGCGGAUCAUUGUGUGCAUUAUUAUGAUUUGCGUAACCUGAAGGAAGCGAUAUGUGUAUUUAAAGGCCACCGCAAAGCUGUGUCCUAUGUUAAAUUCAUAAACAAAGAAGAAAUUGUUUCUGCAAGUACAGAUUCUCAGUUGAAAAUGUGGAACAUCAAUAGUCCUCACUGUGUUAGGACUUUUGUGGGUCACGUAAAUGAGAAGAACUUCAUCGGCCUAGCAACAGACGGUGAAUACAUUGCGUGUGGGUCAGAAAAUAAUGCACUGUAUAUUUAUUACAAGGGAUUAACGAAACAACUGUUCUCAAAUAAGUUUAAUGCUGCAAGAAGUGUUUUAGAGAUGCAAGAAAAAAAGGAGGAAGAACUUAAUGAAUUUGUAUCAGCUGUCUGUUGGAGAAAAAGGUCUAAUGUUUUAGUAGCAGCUAAUUCUCAGGGUAUUAUUAAAAUUUUGGAACUUAUUUGAACAUAAUUCAAAGAAAUGAAAGAUUGAAAGUAAUUACUUGACGCAUUUUUAUGGAUCAAAUCAGUAAAACAUUGCUAAUAAAGUAAAUGGAAUGAAACGGAAAUGUACUGCAGGAUCAUUAAACUGCAUGCCAGUGAUGUUUUUUAUCUGGAAGCUGUAUGAUUUGAUCCAACAAAAAAUGUUGCACAUGUGUAAUUGUACCACAUGUACCUAUUGUAUAUAUGUAUAGGAUUUCCGAAUGUAUUUUAUAUUUUAUUUGAUAUUUGUGAUGAAUUUUGUGCACUUUUUAUCCUGGCAUGAAUUAUCCACACUUAUAAUGUACUGACGAUUUUACAUCCUUAGCGAAUCGACUUCAAGUCUUAUUAGCACGCACAAUAAUUGUAUUACUGGUCUUGGAUAACCAUGGAUAAAUUAUCAUUACAGAAUUAGAAUAUUGCUAUAACAUUAAUAAAUUUACUUUACCGGGUACCUAAUAAUUAUCUACAUAUUUAACAUAUUCUUCAAUACUAGAAUGCCACCAGUUGUUAUUUUAAAAGUUAUCAUAAAUGAUUCUAAUGAACGAAAAAAGUAUUCAAUACUGAGGUUCAUGGAAAGUCACCGAUAUCUCUGUGAAAAGAUCAUUUAAACUGAUUUAAAUGAUUAAAAAUCAUGUUCCAAUUCCAAAAAGUUAUAUUACUACUAAAAGGAUAUUUUAUUGUAAAAUAAUUGCAUAAUCCUUCAAACCCAGUUUAAUAAUAAUGCCGAGCCGUACGGCUAUGUAAAUAUAAGCUUUACCUUCGCAUGCUCAAUUUUAGGGAAUUUAUAAAUGGGUCAGAUUUACGUGUUCGAAAACACGAUAUGACUAUUAGGAAUUGAUAUACAUUUAAUAGGUAUAGUUGUAAUAUUGCUAUAUGAGUAAAUAUAAUUUUGUCAAACAAGUUUUGCCAAGAAUUAAGUUCGUCCAACUUUGAGCCUGGUGAACAAAUGACUAAUUAAUAAUAGCAAUAAAACAGGUCGUUGCAAAUUUUGUGCCAAUAUAUACAUAUUUGAAUAAAAUUUCAGGCUUUGUAAAGAAUAUCAAUGUUCCGUAAUGUGAUAUAUAGUAGUAGUUAAUUGUUGUUCUUUUUCCGAGUAGCUAGUUGCAAUAAACAGAAAUAUUAUAAGUGUAUAAUUGGACAAUUAUCGUGAAGUAAAUUGCUCUGUGGAAACAAAGAUUAAAUAAAUACUGUACUUAUAUCUACAGACAUUCUAAAUAUGAAACAGAUAAUUGAAAAACAGUAUAUUUUUAGACUGUAUUUUAAACAAAUAAAAAUUGUAUCAUAUUUGAUGGAUCAAUUGGUAUCCAAGAAACAUAGAAAUUUCCAAUUCAUGUCUAUAUAUAUUUUCAAAUAUACCUGAAAAUGUUGUAAAAUUAGAAUUCUCAAAACUACAAGUUGCCGGAUAGAAUUGUCUAUUAAAUGCUCAAAUUUAGAUGCUGUUCUUCCUUUCAUCAUAUUCAAUUUUUCUGCAAAGUUUAAAUUCAUGUGUUCAUAGUUGUAUGUCGACAUCAACAGUGUAGUCAUCUUUCUGUGCUACCGUGGUAAUAUUAUUGUAAUAACAAAAAAUUGAUCAAAAGUGUAAAGUUCAUUAUUGUUCUAUUACUUGAUUUUGAUGUACUCCAUUUGUUGUCAGAUAGUGUAUUUUCGAUAUGUGUACAAUGCAAACCAUCAGCACUCAAUAAUACGUAUUUUAUAGGCUCCGUUUCAACAGUUUAUUAGGAAACUAUAAUAUCGAUCAUAGUCAAGCCCUCACUCAUAUUUUCUAAAAUACGUACUAUCUUUAUUCCUGUAUAAUCGAAAAAUUUGCUGCAUUUUUCUAAUUAGCUUUCACAUUCAGGUUUAUCAUGUCACAAGUUUGUUAUGCGAAUAUAUUGGAGCACAACUUUUUACUUGUACAUAGAUUUUGCGAUGUGAGAUUUUCUUAACAUUGUUUUCCACUCAUCUUUUCUCUUUGUAUUCAUUCAAUCAUAUUUUUGAAAUGUUAUUCAUUUGCUAAAUACAUCAAAAUCAAACUAUUUUUAAUUAAAUUGCUAAUGAAUGUUGUAUAGUGAAAACAGUGUUUAUUUAUUUAUGUAAAAAGAGAUGAAUAAAACUAAACGAACCUGAUAUAAAUCGAUGAUAUGGUAGUUACAUUCAGUGUAAUAUAGUUUGUUACCUUGAUAUUGUUCAGUCAUUUAUUGUAACACCUAUUGUCAUGUGUUUUUAAAAUAUGAAUUGUUUUCGUUUCAUUUAAUAAUUAGAAUACAGAUUUAAAUUAUUCGCAUGUGAGAUCAGUUAUCAAACCUUUGAUUACGAUCGAGCAGUCCCGAGUUCUCAAACUUUUUCAUACGCGUCAUAACAAUUUCCAUAUUCCACUUAUAAUUACUAUGACAUACAAUU